Didymodactylos carnosus is the source of this 489-nucleotide messenger RNA. Lineage: Eukaryota; Metazoa; Rotifera; Eurotatoria; Philodinida; Philodinidae. The record is from the annotation of a GenBank genome assembly.
AUGUCUCGUUUAUUUACAGUUUUGAAAUUUGAUAAAAUAAUUAAUUUUAACAAUAUACCGGGAGCAACUCACCAUAGUAAUUCCAUACCAAAUGGCUACUGUGGUUUCAACUGGAAAAAUGUCGCGUACAUGCACGAAAGUGAAGCAAAAGACCGCUUGGAUGGUUUCAAAAACGCCUUUACUAGCAGUAGUUACGUAGCAUUCAAUGCCGGUGGACGUUCAAUGUCAAUCAAAAGUGGUACACCGGUCUCUCUCCUAUCAAUUGUAGCUUGUGCCGUAACAAAUGAUAAUCUCCAAUUAACACUUACUGGUUCUUGUUCAGGACAUCUGAUGAUGACCAAAGCAGUCAUAUUGAAAACAAACAAAUCAAAAAUUAUUGAACUUGGCUGGAAAAAUAUCGAUGAAGUUCAUUUCGAUGCGGAAGGCGGCACACCUCAUACAGGCGCUAGUACUACGCGUUUUGCAAUAGGACAGUUAAAUUUAUUCUAA